CCCGCGCACCCCCCAGUUCUCGCGAUCUCCGAGGUCGCCUACAAAUUUCCCACAAUUCCCUUCUCUUUCUCUCUUCUCCAGCCGCCGAAGAUGCCGAAAGGAAAGAAGGCUAAGGGGAAGAAGGUGGCCCCGGCCCCUGCCGUCGUGAAGAAGCAGGAGGCCAAGAAGGUGGUAAAUCCCUUAUUUGAGAAAAGGCCCAAGAAUUUUGGCAUUGGACAGGACAUCCAGCCCAAAAGGGACCUCACCCGCUUUGUCAAAUGGCCCCGCUACAUCCGGCUGCAGCGACAAAGGGCUAUUCUCUAUAAGCGUCUGAAAGUGCCUCCUGCAAUUAACCAGUUCACUCAGGCCUUGGACCGCCAAACGGCUACUCAGUUGCUUAAGCUGGCCCACAAGUAUAGGCCAGAGACAAAGCAAGAGAAGAAGCAGAGGUUGCUGGCUCGAGCUGAGAAGAAAGCUGCUGGCAAAGGGGAUGUCCCUACAAAGAGGCCACCUGUCCUUCGAGCAGGGGUUAAUACUGUCACCACCUUGGUGGAAAACAAGAAGGCUCAGCUGGUAGUGAUCGCACAUGAUGUGGAUCCCAUUGAGCUGGUCGUCUUUCUGCCGGCCCUGUGCCGUAAGAUGGGGGUUCCCUACUGCAUCAUCAAGGGGAAGGCCAGGCUGGGGCGGCUGGUCCAUAGGAAGACCUGCACCACUGUUGCUUUCACACAGGUUAACUCGGAAGACAAAGGAGCCCUGGCUAAGCUGGUGGAAGCGAUCAGGACCAAUUACAAUGACAGAUACGAUGAGAUCCGCCGUCACUGGGGAGGCAAUGUCCUGGGCCCGAAGUCGGUGGCUCGCAUUGCCAAGCUGGAGAAGGCAAAGGCUAAAGAACUGGCCACCAAACUGGGCUAGGCGUAUGCUGUUGGGUUUUCUGUACAUAAAAGUAAUAAAAACUCUCACUCA
This is a messenger RNA of Manis pentadactyla (Chinese pangolin), 942 nucleotides long. It is a transcript of the gene RPL7A, whose product is annotated as ribosomal protein L7a. Gene Ontology annotation, cellular component: ribonucleoprotein complex. The record is from RefSeq and is a predicted model, not a curated record. Gene Ontology annotation, biological process: ribosome biogenesis. The transcript is spliced from 8 exons. The coding region runs from base 91 to 891 and encodes 266 amino acids. Lineage: Eukaryota; Metazoa; Chordata; Mammalia; Pholidota; Manidae.